Messenger RNA from Grus americana (Whooping crane), 2329 nucleotides. RefSeq names its product TNF alpha induced protein 6 (gene TNFAIP6). Gene Ontology annotation, molecular function: hyaluronic acid binding. The transcript has 8 exons. The record is from RefSeq and is a predicted model, not a curated record. Bases 386 to 1387 code for a protein of 333 amino acids. NCBI's taxonomy places the organism in Eukaryota, Metazoa, Chordata, Aves, Gruiformes, Gruidae. Gene Ontology annotation, biological process: cell adhesion; negative regulation of inflammatory response.
ACAGCCCACCCAGCAGCUGAGGCCCGUCUCCUCUGAGCCGCCAUGGUCUGGGGCUCCGAGAGGCCGGCGCACGGCCGCGCUCGAAGCUCCCAGCCGCCCAACGACCCGCGCUAGCCCCUCGCCUUCCCGGGCGAGACCAGGGAGCGCGGCCCCGCCGGCCCCUCCUGUGCGGGGAGACCGGCCCCAGCCCGGGGCCGCGGAGAAGGCCGCACCCGCUGAGCGCCAGGAAGAGCCCGAGGCUCGCUGCCCCGCGAGGGCGAGCACCGGCAGACACCGGCGGCCCCCCCGGGCUGAGGACGCAAGCCGGGGCUCACAUACCUUAGAGCAGCCGCGGAUUCCUGCGGAGGAACGCUCCUCGCACAGUGACAGGUAACUAAAGAGGCUCAUGGAUCCUGAGAGAGCUGGCAUGACUCACUUCGUCGUGCAGAGCACGUUGCUAGGACAGACUGGACUUCUCAUGAUGGGAGCUGUCAGGUGGCAGGUUCCCAGAAGAUACCAUGAAUAUGUCACAGCUCCCAACCAGCAAAGGCUAAGUGCCAGUCCCCUUCAGCUAAUGAGAAAUGAAUGCUCCAGAGCCACGCACUCAGCACUGUCUCCUCCGUUCACCACCACCCCAAAAGUUUACACUGCCAUCUUCACAACUCAUAUCCCAGAACGCGCAGCUGGGGUGUACCACAGGGAAUCACGCUCUGGGAAGUACCAGCUCACCUAUGCAGAAGCAAAAGCAGUGUGUGAAUACGAGGGAGGACACCUAGCCACGUAUCAGCAGCUGGAGGCGGCAAGAAAAAUAGGUUUCCAUGUGUGUGCUGCUGGCUGGAUGGCAAAGGGCAGAGUUGGUUAUCCCAUAGUAAAAGCUGGAGCCAACUGUGGCUUUGGAAAAACUGGUAUUGUUGAUUAUGGGAUUCGCCUCAACAGAAGCGAGAGAUGGGAUGCCUACUGCUACAACCCUAACGGAAAAGAAUGUGGUGGAGUCUUCACAGAUUCAAAACAUGUUUUUAAGUCACCAGGCUACCCAAAUGAGUAUGAAAAUGAUCAAAUUUGCUACUGGCAUAUUAGAGUAAAGUAUGGACAACGUAUUCAUCUACAGUUUCUAGAGUUCGAUGUUGAAGACGACACUGCUUGUAUGGCUGAUUUCUUGGAAAUCUAUGAUAGCUAUGAUGACAUCAAUGGCUUUGUGGGCAGGUUUUGUGGAGAUGAGUUGCCAGAUGAUAUCAUUAGCACAGGCAAUGUUAUGACCUUGAAGUUUUUGACAGAUGCCUCAGUGACAGCUGGUGGUUUUCAAAUUCGAUAUAUAACUAUAGACACGCCUUCAAAGUCAAGUGAUGGAAAGAAUACAACAUCCCAAGGGAAAACAAACUUCUUAGCUGGAAAAUUUGGUAUCAUGUGAGCAGGAUAAUGAGAUACACUCAUUAAGAAACAUGUUUUAGAACCCAACGCAGAUAUUUGUUUCUUCAGAUAAGACAUUUUCUUCAUAUCUUUCUGACUUUUUAUUUUCUGCUUUUAUAUAAGUUUUGUUACAAAAGUAUACUAAGAAAUAAAUUAUAAAAUGUACUUACAGGAAUAAUAGAAGACUAUUUUUAGAGUACAAGUACUGUAAAAAUCUGAAGAAUUCAUUGUUACCAAAGAUUUUAAAAUUAUUUUUCUAUGUAAACUGCUCCCUCUCCUCAUUUCUUGCACCAGUUGAACAAACUUUUUAUGUGACCGCUUCAAUUAUUUUUAAAUUUAAUAUGCUGUUCUCUUCUUAUUUUCCUUCAUUUCCACAUAUUUAUUUUUUAUGUUGUUGCUUUGUUUCUUCCUGUUCUCUACACAUUAUUAUUUUUUUAAUGAACUCAUUUCCCUGAACUCAAAAGGCCUUUAGAGUAAGCUCAUUUUUAAGGCACAUAAAUUCAUCUUGUGGAUGGCCUAGCAGCCACCCAUGUAAUUGUCUGAAGUCAGAAGAUUGGGAAGCAGCACGAACAGCACAGAAUCAAUUAUAUUGUCACCAUAAUUUUGUUGUGAGCUGAAUCAGAAACUACUCAUUGAAUUUUGUCAGGGUUUCCUCAUCCAGAGAAGAGAUGCUCAAGUCCUUUCACUUCUCUGAUUUCACUUAGUAAAGAAUCAAAUGAAAGACUUGGUCAUGAUAAUGAAACUGGUGAGAUGAAGCAUCAGAAGAAAUUGCUAACUGAGUACCAGCAAAUCUGUUCAGAAGAUACUGUUGAGAUGCUGUAUGUUGUUUACACGGGUUUUAAGACUGUACUAUUUUGAAUUGAUGAACAUAAUUUCUCCAUAUGUUUUUUAGUUUCAGUUUAAAUUCCUCAGUCUGAAGCAGCAUUAAAGCUACCUCUGUUUU